Ceraceosorus guamensis is the source of this 339-nucleotide messenger RNA. RefSeq lists its product as hypothetical. The record is from RefSeq and is a predicted model, not a curated record. Lineage: Eukaryota; Fungi; Basidiomycota; Exobasidiomycetes; Ceraceosorales; Ceraceosoraceae. The annotation marks the transcript as partial. The transcript has a single exon.
CGACGUCUGCUCGCACUCAACGUGACGAAGCGAUACAGUACACGUCUGCUCGCGCUCAACGUGACGAAGCGAUACAGUCCACGUCUGCUCGCGCUCAACGUGACGAAGCGAUACAGUCCACGUCUGCUCGCGCUCAACGUGACGAAGCGAUACAGUCCACGUAUGCUCGCGCCCAACGUGACGAAGCGAUACAAGUCGACGUCUGCUCGCACUCAACGUGACGAAGCGAUACAGUACACGUCUGCUCGCGCUCAACGUGACGAAGCGAUACAAGUCCACGUCUGCUCGCGCUCACUCGUACAAAGGUUUGCGACGACGCAUCACAAUCAAAAGCAGUGA